UCGCUGCACGUCACGGAACAGUUUGUUAUAUAGUGAAUGUCAGGUUUGUCAAUGUGCACGAGAAGGCAAAUGGCAAUGUGUUCGUUGCACUGUCUUUUCUCCUUAUAAUGCAUCGUCGUGUCUGUCAUGUGGACUCAACAGGCUGCUGAAUGUGCCACGCGAAGACAGUCCUCCCAUCUCUCAGCCACGUAAAUCACUCUUCAAAGAACUUAAAGGCAAAAUAGUUGGAGGAUUUAAACGAGUGUUUAGUCGUAGCGCGUCUGUAGAUUUGUCAGACAGCGCGUCUACCGUCUCUCCAUCAGAGAGCAAAGAGGAAGGCAAUAGACGUGAUGGCAGAGAAAGUGAAAAAGGAAAUUGGAAAUGUCCUAAAUGUACUUUUAAUAACAAGUUAGAUUUUUUUACUUGUGAAAUGUGCCGAACAGCAAAGCCAGAGGUGGUAGUCAUUGACCCCAACCAAAACAGUCUACCCCGAAGUGCGAUGGAAGAUGAAAGUUCUUCCUCAUAUGAUGGUCACUCUGGUACAUGGGAAUGUGUAUACUGUACAUGUAUCAACUCAUCAUUAAGGAAAGAAUGUCAGCAAUGUAGACAUCCUCGAUACAAGGAGACAGUAGAGAGAGAAAGCAAAGCUGUAGAAAGGAGUAUGUCAUCUAGUGAUGGUAUUGCAUGCUACUUUUGUACGUUCUCUAAUCCUGCAGGAGCUUUGGAGUGUGAAAUGUGCCAUAAGUGUAUUAAAGAUGUUGGUACCAAGACUCAUUUGAAUGAAGGGACUUCCACAUCAGUCAAUGAAACUGAGAUGAGGCCUUGCCCACAUUGCACUCUUCUCAACCCUUCAUCAGCAAGCAGAUGCAGCGCUUGUGGCAGCAGAAUAGCAACAGUAGAGAAGGACAAUGCACUGGAAACUGAAGAGAAACAUUCAGUUAUUCAAUCCUCAAAAGCACCAGACAGUGAUGUUGUUGCCUGUCAUCACUGCACAUACAUGAAUGCUGUACAUGUUGAGACAUGUGGCAUGUGUCAUCAACCUACGAAAGGAGGCGAUGUUAUGAAGUCCGGAUGGUGGAAGUGUGACAAGUGUAGGUAUAACAAUGAACCCAAUAAAACUCGUUGUGUAGCUUGUGACAUCCCCAUCACAGCUGCCAUCUCACGCAAGCUCCGAACAGAACAGCGACAGGAUAGAACAUGGACUUGUGUAAAAUGCACAUUAAAGAAUCCAGAAGGAGAAGUCCGGUGUCAGAUUUGUAGUACUAGAUAUGGGGACAAACAGAAAGGAAAUGGCAAUGUAGAGGACAAUACGGAAAAGAGAAGGAGAGGUCCUAGUGUAGGACGACAAGAAAGUUGGAGUAUGCAGUUGAAAAGACAGGUGGAUGAACAUGAUGCAAUAUUACAGUGGAAGAACAUAAUAUCUUUUUGUAGGAUGAGUCAUAUUUCAUUUGUUGACCCUUCAUUUCCUCACUCAUCUCGUUCCUUGUACUUAAACCCACGUCAUUCUGACAAUCCACGUGUCACUCAGUGGCUGCGUCCACCACAGAUAGUGCGUGUCGAUCAAAGUCGUUCAGAGUGGGUUGUUUCUAGAACUCCGAGACCAAGUGAUAUUAUGCAGGGAGUGUUGGGCAACUGCUGGUUUCUCAGUGCUUUGGCUGUUUUAGCAGAAAGGCCUGAGCUUGUGGAAAAGAUAAUUGUUACACGGCAGAAAUGUUUUGAAGGAGCGUAUCAAGUUCGACUGUGUAAGGAUGGUCGGUGGCAGAUCAUUCUUGUUGAUGAUUGUUUUCCUUGCAACAAAUACAAUCGAUUGGUAUAUUCUCAGGCUCGACGUGCUCAACUGUGGGUCCCUCUCAUUGAAAAGGCAAUGGCUAAACUCUACUCAUGCUAUGAAGCUCUGAGAGGUGGAAAUUGUAUUGAAGGAUUGUCAACUCUGACUGGGGCUCCGUGUGACACAUUGAAGUUGCAAGUGAGCCCAUUAUUGAGUAGAGAUGAAAAUGCAAUAGACGGUGACUUGGUAUGGGGACAACUCUUAAGCUUCAAGGAAGCAGGGUUCUUAAUGGGUGCAUCAUGCGGGUCUGUUGAUGAGUCAGUCAGUGAAGCAGAAUUCAAAACAGUCGGACUGGCAUCUCAGCAUGCCUAUUCUGUGCUUGACAUUCAGCAAGUCUAUAACAACAGGCUAAUUCGUUUGCGUAAUCCAUGGGGAUCUCACUCAUGGACAGGUGAUUGGAGUGACUCUUCUCCUCUCUGGACACCAACACUACGAGAACAGUUGAUGGCUCAUGGAGCAACAGCAGGAAUAUUUUGGGUUUCACUUCCAGAUUUGAUGAAGUAUUUCACAAGAGUUGAUGUCUGUAAAGUACGUUCCGAAUGGGCAGAGGUGAGGAUUGAGACUGUACUAACAACAGAUGGCCCUACACACAUUGUGUACUUGACAGUUCUACAUGACACAGAGAUAGAACUUUGUUUAUUUCAAGAGAAGAUGCGAGGACAAGGACACAAAGCAACACUUGUGGAUCUUUGGAUUGCAAUUCUUGCUGUCCCUGGAAUGGGCCAGCGACCAACAUCAGCUAUGACUCACAGCAAGAGAUCUGUGAAAAACUGUGUGUCUGUAACUACCUUUUUGAAAGUUGGCUUUUACAUGGUUGUGCCAAUGGCUUUCAACCACAUAUCAAACCAGGCUAUCUUUGCACCACAUGCAGCAACUGUAGUAGCUGCAGAUGAUGGUGGAGGAUGGAAUGGCAUGAAUGAAGGUCGUAGCUGCGUGUUGACACUCUACAGUGCUCGACCAGUUUUGGCAGACUCAAGCAUUGCUGCAUCUCCCAUCUUAGCUGAUACCCUCUAUCACAUACUGAAAAUGUCAGGCAAAAGGACAGAGCCAUAUCGUGGAGUUACUGUUUAUACAUUGAUGGUAAACAUCUGUGGGCUAGUUGUUGGUGUGGAGAAUAGAAAUCAUACGAUUACAUUCAAGUUGGAGUGUUCUUGUUCUGGCAGUAUGAACAUGGUGUGCACACGUUUGGAAAUGGACACAGUUGACUAUAUUCCUGCUUUGCACAGGCAGAUUUCACUUGUUCUCACUCAACUAGAACGAACAUCAGGAUAUGGCAUCACGUUUCAGAGUCGUUUUGGCUCUGUUCCAGGUCAUCACCACAUUGAUCCUACAGAUCUUCAUGUUCCACCACUGACAGACAAAAACAGACUUUUACAUCAACCCUACCCUCUGUAGUUCACCACACACUGUUUGAACAUACAGACGUAUGAGAUGUAACAAGAUAGUCAAAUUUGAGUGUUGCAGUAUUAUAUUGAUUGACAAAAUGGCAUGUAUUUCGAUAUACGUCUGCUCGUUGCAGACUACGUAGGCUUAUGCAUACAUGGGUUAAUAUCAGUAAAUACAAAUUUGAAGAUU
Corticium candelabrum is the source of this 3382-nucleotide messenger RNA. RefSeq names its product calpain-15-like. Gene Ontology annotation, biological process: proteolysis. Gene Ontology annotation, cellular component: cytoplasm. Gene Ontology annotation, molecular function: calcium-dependent cysteine-type endopeptidase activity. The record is from RefSeq and is a predicted model, not a curated record. NCBI's taxonomy places the organism in Eukaryota, Metazoa, Porifera, Homoscleromorpha, Homosclerophorida, Plakinidae. The transcript is spliced from 11 exons. Bases 410 to 3202 code for a protein of 930 amino acids.